AUGAAGAUACCGACCAUGUCCUCCCUGCUCCUCGUCUCAGCGCUGCUCCUCCACGGCGUCGCGACGGCAUGGCAGCUCCCGUCCUUCCGGACUCCCUUGGUCUCCUCCUGGCUCGGGGACGCGUCGUCCCCGGGCAUGCCGCAAUUCGGCCUCGACACGGAGUACCCGUGGCUCUGCGCCACCCCCGCCCAUCGUCCCGAGACGGACACCCGUGUGACCGAUCCGUUCCACAGCCUGGAGAUCUGCGACAGCUACUGCGGUCGCCCCGACGCCAACUGCACCGCCAUCAUCGAGGAGAGACGUGGCAUGGAAGAGCUCGGGGUUGGGUCCAAUUGGUUCCGUUCAUCUGGAGAAGAAGAGCAACAGUUGCGAGAACUCACAGGGCUCUUGGCCACGUUCCCGAACCUAAGACACCUCCACCUGCCGCGGUCCGCCGAGCUGGACAUCGGCUUCGACGGCGGGCUUCCUUGGUGCGGCAACGCCUAUUUCGACGAAGACGCUCUGAGUCUCUGGAUGGGAGUGCAGGCGGAGGACAUGGCGGCCACGCGGCGCGCCGGGGAGAUCGUCCGGGACGCGCUCCCGGGGUUGAAGGGCUUGUAUGUCAGAUGCGAGGAAGGUGGGGAGCAGUACGGCAACUUCACCGCCGAUUCCGAGGGACAUGAGUUUGUGGACUGGACGUGGGUCGGUGACUUGGCGUACGCGGCGCAGGUGAUGGGGUAA
Messenger RNA from Colletotrichum higginsianum IMI 349063, 720 nucleotides. RefSeq lists its product as uncharacterized. The transcript has 3 exons. Lineage: Eukaryota; Fungi; Ascomycota; Sordariomycetes; Glomerellales; Glomerellaceae. The coding region runs from base 1 to 720 and encodes 239 amino acids. The record is from RefSeq and is a predicted model, not a curated record.